This is a messenger RNA of Monodelphis domestica (gray short-tailed opossum), 10933 nucleotides long. NCBI's taxonomy places the organism in Eukaryota, Metazoa, Chordata, Mammalia, Didelphimorphia, Didelphidae. The record is from RefSeq and is a predicted model, not a curated record.
GGGGGUAUCUGUUUCUUACCUAAAGAGGGGUAAGGGAAACUUUCAGACUUUGAUGCUUUCAUUGAUCAAAGGAUCAAGGAUUAGAGCAAACCUGAGAUUUGCAUAUGAAGAAUACUGCGCACCCACAAAACCAAUGCAUCCAAGAUCAGGAGGAAAACGGGGGAAACUGGGAGAAAAUCUUUACAACAUAUUUCCCUCAUAGAAGUCUCAUUUCACAAAUAUAUGGGAAACUGAGCCGGAUUUGUAAAAAUAAGAGCCAUUCCCUUUUUGAUAAACGGCCAAAGGAGAUAAAAAGACAACUUUCAGGAGAGAUCAGCGCUAUCUGAGCCAGUGAGAAAUGCACAUUAAAACAACUGUGAGGAGGCACCACUGCACAGCUAUCAAAUGAGCAAUGCUGGAGAUGCUGGGCCCGAAGGGAAGUUCACAUUUGACCUUCACUUCAUCCCUGAGGAUACUUUUGAUUACCUCUAUCUAAAGUAUCUGAAAGUAUCCGAGCAGUUUGAACCUGAUUGGCUUCAGAGACGAGGGCUCCCCAGCAGCAGGAGCAGCAGCAGCAGCAGCAAGCCCCUAUUUCAGGGACAGCCCACAUGGAAGAAGAAGCUUUAGAGUCUCGGGAAGGGCCCCAGCAGGGUGAACAGAAUGAGGGAUGGCGGGAUAGUCUGAGAGCCUGACUGGUGGGGGGAACCUCCCUCCUGGCCUUGGUUGGAUACAGGAAUCAGGCUCUGGAAGAAUGUGGACUAGAGGAGCGUGGGGGAGGGGGGGGCACUGAGGGAAGGGUCAGGCCCCCAGCCAGUGAGGUUCCAGAGCCAGCUGAGGGCAGAGCAGUUGGCAAGGCUCCCUUGAGGGGACCCGGAAGAGGAAGGGCUCAGAGCUCAUGCCAUGUGGGGACUGGUAGAAGGAGGUGUGGGGGUGCUCCUUGGAGAGGCCAGGAUAGCUGUUAGUAUUUGAAGGGCAGCUUGUGGAAGAGGGUCAGACCGGCUCUGUUUGGCCCCAGAAGGCAAACUAUAAAAGGGUGGUGUUGGGAACGACCCCCAGCCAGCCCCAAGUGCUGUGGGUUCCCUGGGCCAGACCACCUGACCAACCCUUUGUGAGGAAAGCUGUGGAGGACGUUUCAGCCCUACGGCCCCAGAUUCACACCUGGAAGGGACCUCAGAGGCCAUAGAGACUGGAACUCGGGCCCUGAACCCUCUGACCACUGCCCCAAAGUCAGGCCUAGUUUGGACAAGAGUCUCUCUGCUGUGUUUGCCAGCCCUGAGGCUUCUUCCUGCCUCCAGGCCAAGCCCAGAGGAGCCCAAGAACCAAGGCCUCACAUUUUUCAUCUUGUAUUUGCCUGGGUCACGUUCGAGUAGGUGAUUGUUACAGCGCAGCCUCCAAAAAGGGAGAUGAAGGAUCCCUUUUGGAGUAUUGUGGGCUGGCCCUGAUAGUUCAGGGUUGAUAUUGGAAUCAGAUGAGCCCCUCCAACGUUGUUCCACGGUGGGCACUGAGACCCAGAGAGUUUGUUCACCCCAGGGACACUCCCAGGCGUCUUUCCUGGACACUGGACUUAGGGAGGACCGAUGUGUCCAGUUGGGCUCCAUCACUCACUAGCUAUGUGGUCUAUAACAAGGCAUCAAACAUCUCUGAGCCUUUUUCCUGCUUUUAUAAGGGGGAAAUUUUUCUUGGAGGAUCCAAGUAAAGAAGCACUAGAUGGUUCAGUGAUAGAACUCUGGGCCUGGAGUCAGGAAGACCUGGGUUUGAAUCCUACCUCUGAUAUUUACUUACCAUGUCACCUACUCUCACUUUCCAGGGUUGUUUUGAGGAUCAAAUUAGAUAAACCUUAACCCUAAAUCACAACUGAAUGGAACUACAGGCACGAGCUCAGGCUAAUAUCUUUUCUGAUGAGAAUGUCAAGAUGGCCCCGAAGUUGGGGGAAUACUUCAUUUUUGAGAGGUUGGCCAACAUCUAUUCAAAAUACAGGUUUCGAAGUUCACAUUUCGGGGUUGAGGGAGAUUUGCCCGGUGGGAAUUACUCUAUAAAAGCCAUCCAGUGAGCCAGCUUUUAUUGGUUAUGUAGAUAAGCAAUGGCAAGGCAUUGCCUUGAUGACUGUAGAAUUCUUGGAAUUAGGAGGAGAGCCAUUGCCAUAUUGCUUUGAUAUAUAUGGGGUGUGGGGGGAACAGAGAAAAGUUCCCUUUCCUGAUACAGAUGGCAGCCCAUGCAUGUUUGCUGUUCCUGGACCAUUCUUGUCCAGAUCCUCCCAAAAGUUUUCCCCACAAGGUCCAACUGGUAUGCUAGACACCUUCCUCAGGUUCUGUUGACAUCACAAGUGCAUCAGCACCUUUCCUCCUACCACAGGACUGGCUCCUCUUCUAUUGCUCACAUGCAUUCUAGGAUGACAUCUUCUACCUGGCUUCCCUUGUGUGCUGAGUGGCAGCUGCUCACACCCAUCCCAUGUUCCUCCACCUCUCUUUGGGGGACAUUCACCUUCAGGUCUUGGGGGCCUGUCCUGGAGAUCUCAGAGCCCUUCCUGCUCCCCACAAGAAUAUUGCUAUUCAGAAGAUGGAUCAGUGUUGAAUUAAAGAGUGUGUGGUCUAUCCAAAUAACAGCAAUGGAGGCAGACAGGAUGGUGCAUUUCAUGAUCCAGACCCUCCCUAUUCCUUAUCCCCUUGGGGCUCCACCACGGCCUAAGCCUUAGUUCCCUCGGCACAAUGUCAUCUGCCAGUAGGAGUGUUGGGGAUCUCAUCCCUGUAGGAAUUCCCUCUUAGGAACUUGUGAGCUGAUGGUACUGUUGUGUGCCUCAAGAUAGGAUUUGGUGUGAGUCAGUGGGCAGGAUGGGGAUGUCAGUUGGAUUUCUGUAUGGAUGAUCUUGAUCUUUGGCACAAGAGGCAGGAUGGAGCAGCAGACAGAGCAGGAACUUGGGAGUGCAAAGACCUGGUCUGAGCCUUAGUUUAUACUACUUGUGACAGGGAGGUUGCCAGUGAGGCUUUUUUAGGCUCAGUUUUCUCAUCUGUAUAUUGGGAAUAUAAUAUAAUUAAAAACAAAAAAUAUAAAUAAAAUAAUCUCAUACCUAGAUGGUAUGGUUAGGGUUAGCAAAACAUGCAGUAUAAUAUGGGGAUUGCAGGACUUUGGGGGGUAGAAGGGACCUUGAGGAUGUAAAAAUAAAAAUAAUAAUGGCAAGCUACACAAAAUAGGUGUAAUCAAAACUGUUCAAUAUAGGUUCAAAACUGUUUGGAUACUUAUGUUAGAGGUAAUCAAAAGCAUCCUCAGGGAUGAAGUGAAAUGUGAACUUCCCUUCAGGGUCAGGCGCAAGGACACUAAAGAGACUCUUAUUAUAAAUAUACAAUGUUUAUUGAAUUAUAUAAGGAUAAAUAAAGGAUUUCUAAUUCUACGGGAUUCUAAAUCCACUCAAAUAAGCUCCCAGGUGCCCCGAGGAACUGCUUCUCCUGUGUUUCACAGGCUAUGCUACUUCUCCCUGACCUGACUAACCCCAAUUUAUACUAUCUAAAUAAAAACUACUGCUAUUAUCCUUAUACUUCUUAACUUCGCCUUCAAAUUAUAAAAUAGGAAAGGCUAGCUGGUUGAGUCUUGACAAGAAUCAAGUUAGGACUCAUUUUUCUUUGGUCUUCUCAGAGUUAAAUAAUCUAUAAAAACUGCAAUAGAUAGUCACUAGCGUUUCCCCAGUUGGGAAAGGAGAACCCUGAGCUCCUUCAGGUCUUUCCCUCAGACAGGGAGAGGCAAAGAUGUUCCUCCUCCAGCCCUGAGAGAGUCUCUGCCAACUGCCAGAGAGAGUAAUUGACACAGAAAAACGGUUGUAACUGUCAACAUCUGAAAUUGACACUCUCUCAGCUCUGCUUUAAACUCCAGUUCUUGUCUCAAGCAGCCCCUCUACUUCUUAUUCCUAAACUAAUAAAACAAUACUGAUUUUCUAAUAUCAUCCUUACAAGGAUCACCUAGUUUAACCUCAUUUUCUUUCAUUUUAGUUUUUAAUUAGACAGUAUUAAGUAUCUACUAUGUGCCAACUCUAUGCUAUAAACACUAUAAAUGCUAUAAAACUUUUUAAAUUUACUUUCCAAUUCUCUCCUUCCCUCCAGCCCUUCCCCCACCCCUCAAGAAGGCAUCCAAUAAAUUACACAUUAGACAUGUGAAGUCAUGCAGUCAGACUCCAUGUUAGCCAUAUCGCGCCCCUCUCCCCUUCUCCCCUCGCCAUCUACACUUGGAGUCCAUUAGUUCUCUUUCUGGAGACAGAAGCAUCUUUCUUUCAUCAUGCCCCUUUGGAAUUGUCAAGGCUCAUUCAAUGGAUCAGAGGAGUUGUUCAUAAUCCAGUAUUAUUGUCACUACGUAAGACCUGGUUCUGCCCAUUUCACUGUGCAUCAGAUGUUCAUGAGCCAGUGACCUUCCAAGAUGUGUCGGUGGUCUUCACUCAGGAGCAGUGGGCUUCCCUGGACCCCUCUCAGAAGGAGCUGUACCGGGAUGUGAUGCUGGAGAACUACCAGAACCUGUUCUGCUUGGGCCUGGCCGCGACCAAGCCUGAGGUGAUCUACCAGCUGGAGCGAGGGGAGGCACCUUGGAGGCCCGAGGAGAGAGGCACAGAGGGCAGCCACCCAGAUUGGGAGAGCAGGCCUGAAACCUACAAAUUGACUCCCAACCUGGACAUUUCUGCUGGGCACGUGUUCCAGGACAGGCUUACAAAGGGUGGUCUCUGGAUCUCCUACUUGAGAGAAGACUGGGACUGUGAUGCCAGAUUAGAACGGUGUCAGAGCGGGGAGGAGAAAGGCUCACAACAAGUAAAUAUUGCCCAAAGGAAAGCUCCCAGGAAAACGAUGGGUUGUGUGGCUUAUAAAACUUUCCAAAGCAUCCUUUUGGAUCCAAAGUUUUUCAUACAACACCAAGUAGAAAAGGAUCUUCCCAAAUAUGAUCUAGGUGGAGAGAACGUUGUGUUAUUUUCAGAGCCAAAGACAUGUCAUCAAAUUUGCUCUAAGGAGAUAGUUUCUACUUCUAAAUCUGACUUUGUUGCAUGUCACAGGCUUUAUUGUGGAGAGAAACCUGGUGAGUCUAAUGAAUGUGAGAAAGGUAUCAUCCUAAACCCAACCGUCAAUUCCUAUCAGAAAAUUGCUAUUGGAGAAAAAUCUUGUAAAAGUAAUAAAUCUGGGAAGACUUCCUCCAGAACCAUAGAAUUAAAUGAAAAUCGGCCAAUAUCCAAAGAAGCAAUUCCUUCUGAAUAUAAUGAGCAUGGGAAAUCUUUCAACCAUAACUCAUCCCUUCCUUCCAGUCCAAAAGUUCACCUGGAGAAGAAAUCUUAUGAAUGUUUUAAGUCCUUUCCCCAGAGUUCACAGCUUCCCCAACAUCAGAAAAUUCAUCAUAAAGAAAAGCAUUAUGAAUGUAAAGAAUGUGGGAAGACCUUCAGCCAGAGAGGAUACCUUCCUGGACAUCAGAGAAUUCACACUGGAGAGAAGCCUUACAAAUGUAAAGAAUGUGGGAAGGCCUUCCGUCUCCGAGAGCACCUCACUCGACAUCAGAGGAUUCAUACUGGAGAGAAGCCUCAUAAAUGUAAUGAAUGUAGGAAGGCCUUCCACCUCAGCACAGAUCUUGCUCGACAUCAGAUGAUUCAUACUGGAGAGAAGCCUCAUAAAUGUGAUGAAUGUGGGAAGGCCUUCAGCCAGAGAGGACAUCUGACUGUACAUCAGACAAUCCAUACUGGGGAGAAACCUUAUGAAUGUAACGAUUGUGGGAAGGUAUUUCGCCUCAGAGGACUUCUGACUAAACAUCAGACAAUCCAUACUGGAGAAAAACCUUAUGAAUGUAGUGAAUGUGGAAAGGCUUUCCACCUGAGAGAGCAACUUUCUCGCCAUCAGGGUAUUCAUACUGGAGAUAAACCUUAUCAAUGUAAGGAAUGUGGGAAGGCCUUCUACCUGAGCACGGAGCUUACUCGGCAUCAAAGGAUUCAUGCUGGAGAGAAGCCAUAUGAAUGUAAGGAUUGUGGGAAGUCCUUCCACCUGAAUACAGACCUAAUUGGCCAUCAGAGAAUUCAUACUGGAGAGAAGCCUUACGAGUGUAAAGACUGUGGGAAGGCUUUCCACCUGAGAGCACACCUUUCUCGCCAUCAAAGGAUCCAUACUGGAGAGAGGCCUUAUGAGUGUCAGGAAUGUGGGAAGGCCUUCCACCUGAGCUCAGAUCUGACUCGCCAUCAGAGGAUCCAUACUGGAGAGAAACCUUAUGAAUGUAAGGAAUGUGGGAAGGCCUUCCUGCUGAGCACCGAUCUGACUCGCCAUCAGAGGAUUCAUACUGGCGAGAAGCCUUAUGGAUGUAAUGAGUGUGGGAAGGCCUUCCACCAGAGAGAAUACCUUACUCGACAUCAGAGGAUUCAUACUGGGGAGAAACCAUAUGAAUGUAAGGAAUGUGGGAAAGCCUUCUGCCUGAGGGAACAAUUUACUAGACACCAGAGGAUUCACACUGGAGAGAAACCUUAUGAAUGCCAAGAAUGUGGAAAGUCCUUUCGCCUCAGAGAACUCCUUACCCUGCAUCAAAGGAUUCAUACUGGAGAGAAACCACAUAAGUGUGAUGAAUGUGGGAAGGCCUUCAGCCAGAGAGGACAUCUGACUGUACAUCAGACAAUCCAUACUGGGGAGAAACCUUAUGAAUGUAACGAUUGUGGGAAGGUAUUUCGCCUCAGAGGACUGCUGACUAAACAUCAGAUAAUCCAUACUGGAGAAAAACCAUACGAAUGUAAUGAAUGUGGGAAGGCUUUCAGCCUGAAAGGGCAUUUAACUCGACAUCAAAGUAACAAAAAGCAUCCCUUCUUUGUAAAUUGAUCUACCUAGGAGCUGUAUGGUGGAGAUUAGCUACAUAAAACAAGCAAAGAAUGGGAAGGAAUUCCAUUUUUGUAGAUUCUUUAGAUUUGCAUAAUAAAAGGGAUAAUUGGCAUAAAAUUGAUCUAGAUAAUUAAUAUCACACCAAUCAAAAUGCCAAGAAGUUUCUUCAUAGAAAUGGAUCAGUUAUAAAAAUAACCCUAUGAUAGAACAAACAGGCAGGAUUUCUACUAGCAUACCAAAAUACAAAAAAAGCUUAUAGAUCCCUCAGUUAUCUAGAAAGGGUCUACAUGCUAGGAAUCCCACAUGCUGAGGAAUCAAAAACAAUAGCUGAAACUAUCUUUGCCCUCAAGAAUUUGACAGUCUAGUGGAGGAGAUAACACGUACAUAUAUAAUACCUAGCAUUUAUGGAGCAUCUACUGUGUGCCAGGCCCUGUGCUAAGCACUUUGCAGUGAGUUGCACCUUACACCCACUCUUGGAAGUAUUAUUGUUAUCCUCAUUUUCCAGUCAAGGACAGAUUAAGUGACUAGAUUUGAACUCAGGUCUUCCUGACUCCAGCCCAGUGCUCUGUCCACCAUAUCACCUAGCUGCCAAUAUACUUUGUUUCAGUAUAUACACAAAUAUCUCAUAGUAAAUGUUCCUCAAAAUGCAAAAGAGCUAAUUAUGUGGAAGUUAGGGAGGAAAGCCAUGAGUAGGGAAAAAAUCAGUAAUGCUAGACACAUGUAUGAAGUGCUGGUAGCAUAGAAGAUGGGGGGGCGGGGUGCUAAGUGAGCUCAAGAUCUGUGAGUUUGAGAUUAUUAUCCUUUUGGAAGUGGCCCAGCCCAUGAAAAGCAGCUGGGCUGGCUCUAUCUUGGGCACAUAUUUUCUGUUCUAGAGACGUUUGAAAGGUCAUGCAGAUUGGGAAAAAAUGUCUUUGUUACUCAGUCAUUUUUCAGUUGUGCCUGACUCUUUGUGACCCCCUUUGGGGUGUUCUUGACACAGACCUCAUUUCCUUUUCCAGCUCAUUUGACAGAUGAGGAAACAGAGGCAAAUAGGGCUUAGGGUUAAAAGAGAGGCCUUCUUGAAUUCAGGCCCAGCACUCUAUCCACUGCAGAGAGAAGUUCUAUUUAUCGCAUUGUUGCUCAUGAGACCGCCUACUUAUUAUUUUUAAAAAUACUAGAAAUCAUUGGAGUAAAUCAAGCCUUUCUUUUUUUAAUUAAAUAUUUUAUUUGUCCCAGUUACAUAUAAAAACAAUUUUUGACAUUUUGUUAUUUAAAAUUUAUAGUUCCAGAGGGCAGCUAGGUAACUCAGUGGAUUGAGAAAUAGGCCCAGAGAUGGGAGGUCCUGGGUUCAAAUCUGGUCUCGCACUUCCUAGCUGUGUGACUCUGGGCAAGUCACUUAACCCCCAUUGUUUAUCCCUUACCACUCUUCUGCCUUAGAACCAAUACACGGUAUUGAUUUUAAGGCAAAAGGUAAGGGUUUUUUUUUUGUGGGGGUAGCUUUAGAAGUUAGGUUUUUAAAAAUAAUAAAAUGAAAUCUUUAGUUCUAAAUCCUCUCUCACCUUCCCUCCCCCCCAUCUUCAGAAAGCCAGUAAUUUGAUAUAGAUUAUACAUGUGUAAUUGUGUAAAAUAUAUUUCCACAUUAGCCAUGAUGUGUGAGAGAGUGUAGCACCCAUGCCCCUCCCCCCAAAAUAAAAUUUUCAGAAAAGUAUUCUUUGAUCUGCAUCAGACUCCAUCAGUACUUCCUCUGGAGGUAGACAACACAAGUCCUUUAGGAAUUGUCCUGGAUCAUUGCAUUGCUGAGAAUAGCUAAAUCUUUCACAGGGGAUCAUUCUUAUGAUAUUCUUGUUACUGUGUACAUUGUUCUUCUGUGCACUUCACUUUGCAUCAGCUCAUGUAAGUCUUUCCAGGUUUUUCUGAAAACACUCUCCUCACUAUUUCUUAUAGCACAAUAAUAAUCCAUCACAGUCAUCUACCAUAAUUUGUUUAGUUGAAGAACAUCCCUUUCAUUACCAAUUCUUUGCUACCACAAAAAUAAGUGCAAUAAGUAUUUUAGUGUAUAUAGAUCCUUUUCCUGUUUUAGUGUUGUUGUUGUUAUUUUUGUUAAAUCACUUUGGGAUACAGAAUUAGUAAUGCUAUUGUUGGGCCAAAGAAUAUCCAUCAUUUUAUAACACUUUGGACAUAGUUCCAAAUGCAUUUGCAGAAUGAUUGAAUCAACUCCAUCAACAGUGCAUGUGUCCCAACCUUCCCACAUCCCUUCCAAUAUUUGUCAUUUUCCUUUUCUUAUCACAUUAGCCAAUCUGAUUGGAGCUGGUACCUCAGAGUUCUAUUAAUUUGCAUUUCUCUAGUCAGUAGUAACUUAGAGCAUUUUGCAUGUGACUUGGUAGAUACUAUUUCUUCUGAAAACUUCAUGUUCAUAUACUUUAAUCAUUUAUCAAUUGAGGAAUGACUUUUAGUUUUAUAAAUUUGAUUCAGUUCUCUCUAUAUAUUUGAGAAAUGAGGCCUUUCUCAGAGAAACAUGGUGUAAAAAUAUUUUCCCAGUUUUCUGCUUUCUUUCUAAUCUUGUGGUUGGUUUUGUUGGUGCAAAACCUUUUUAAUUUAAUAUAAUCAAAAUUACCUAUUUUACAUCUCUAUGUCUUGUUUGGUCAAAAUUUCUUCUUAUUUGGAAGAUCUGACAGGUUUACUAUUCCAUGCUCUCUUAAUUUGCUUUUGGUAUCACUUUUUAUUUCUAAGUCAUGGACCCAUUUUGACCAUAUCUUGAUAUGAGGUGUUGGUCUAUACCUAAAUUCUACCAAAUUUCUUUCUACUUUUCCCAGCAGUUUUUGUCAAAAAGUGAGUUCUUGUCCCAAAUCCAAUAUUAGAUUACUACAGUCAUUUUCUACUGUAUUGUGUACCAAAACAAUUUCACUGAUCUGCCAUUCUGUACUUUAGUCAGAACAAGAUUUUUUUGAUGAUUACUGCUUUCUACUACAGUUUGAUAUCUGGUAAGGCUAGACCUCUUUCCUUCAUGUUUGUUUUUUUAUUCCCUCGACCUUUUGUUCUUGCAGGUGAAUUUUGUUAUUAUUUUUUCUAGCUCUAUAAAAUAAUUUUCAGUAAUUUGAUCCAUAUUGCACAGAAUUAAAUAAAUUACUUUAAACAGGAUUGUCAUUUUUAUUAUAUUUCCUCAGCCUACACAUGCCAUGAGCAACAAUUAUUUUUCCAAUUAGGUAGAUGUGACUUUAUUUGUGUGAAAAGUGCCCUCCAUGAGUCUCGUCUCCCCCACCCCCCAACCCCGGCUCAGUCCCUAGGCUGUUUUCUUAUUUUCGAUUUUAUGAAUCUUUCCUUUGAUUUUCAAGAUUUCCAAUUUCAUGUUUAGUUGGGGUUUUAAAUUUUACUUUUUCUGUUUUUUUUUUUAGUUGUAUGCUCUGGUCAUCUGCUUUUUCUCUAUUUUGUUAAUAUAAGCUUUUAGAAAUAUAAAUUUUCCCUAUACUAUAUAUUUUGGCAGUAUCUCAUAAAUUUUGGUAUGUUGUUUCUUUUUUAAAAUCAUUUUUAAAUGAAAUUAUUGAUUAUUUCUGUGAUUUGUUCUUUGACCCUUUAGGAUUAGAUUUCGUUUCUAAUUAAUUUUUCAUCUAUUUUUCCACAGCCCUUUUAUAACUAUAAUUUUUAUGACAUUAUGAUCUGAAAAGGAUGCAAUUACAAUUUUUUUUUUACAUCUGGUUGUGAACUUUUUAUGCCUUCAUACAUAGUCAGUUUUUGUGAAGGUGCCAUAUACUGCUGAGAAAAAGGAAUAUUCCUUUCUAUUCCUAUUCAGUUUUCUCUAGAGGUAUAUCAUAUCUAACUUGUCUAAAAUUCUGUUCAUUUCCUUAAUUUCUUGUUCAUUUUUGGGUUAGAUUUAUCUAGUUCCAAUAAAGGAAAGUUGAGAUACCCCAGUGAUAUAGUUCUACUAUUUCCUCCUAUAACUCAUUUAACUUUUCCAUUAAGAAUUUGGAUGUUAUAUUGUUUGGUACAUUUAUGUCAGAUAUUGAUAUUACUUCAUUGUCUAUGGUACCUUUUAGCAAAAUGUAGUUUCCCUGCUUAUCUCUUUUAAUUAGAUCUAUUUUUGUUUUUACUUUAAGAUCUUGAUGGCUACUCCUGCGUUUUCUUCUUUCACUUCAACCAAAGCAUAAUAAAUUCUGUUCCAGUCACUUACCUUA